UGAUUAUGAAUGUAAUCACUGAUAGAAUGAGCGAUCAUUUGGAGUCACGUGACGUAAAUUGAGUGACAGAUUGUCACGAGUUUGACAACAAUUGAUGUAACGGUCGAUACAUUGACACUGUUAUGACUGUCACCACAUCUGAUACCAUAUUGUCUAUAAUUGAAAUUAUUAUUGAAGACAAUCUAUUAUGAGUUCAAUGACAUCAUUAUCGCCGAUAUCUCCGAUAUCUGUCAAAUCGUCGGACAAUUGGUACAAAUCGUAUGCUUUUGUAACUCUGGUCAUGAAGAGUGACAAAUACAUUGCCGGCGCUCUUGUAUUGGCUGAAAGUUUGCGUCGGACGCGAACCAUGUGUUCAUUGGUCUGUAUGGUUACCAGUGAUGUAAGUUGUUGUGCCGUCAAAGCGCUCAAGAAGUGGUACGACUAUGUGUGGACAGUGCCGUAUAUCCGUCACCGAUGCGUACGGUUCCGGACACGCCGUCAAAGAGAUUUGUAUGAAGAAUGGAUUGAGUCGUCGUUCACUAAAUGGAAUUGUCUUAACCAACAAAUGUUUGGUCGAUUUGAUAAAGUCUUGUUCAUUGACGCAGAUAUGAUGACAAUCGUCAACUGUGAUCAACAAAUAUUUAGUUUAGAGCCGCCGGCCAUGACUUUUUCGCUUCCGUGGGCUAAGCCAUAUAGUCCUCAUGGUAUUGACAAUCCAUACGGAGAGUUAAAACAUGGAUCAGAUGUUGAUAUUGAGUUAUUGAAACGGGGUUUCCAUUCUUUCUUAGGCAUUGGAUCUUUAGUUUUGCUAAGACCAGAUCAACGAAUGUUUCAUCAAAUGCUAAAUAUUUUACGUAAAGACUUUUAUUUUGGUUCUAAUGAUUGUUUUAGUGGUUUUGAUGAACAGUUAAUAUGUGGGACUUAUUUGUCACAAAAGCAGACCUUUCGUCACAUUCAUCAGUGCUAUAACUGGUGUGUCAGCAAAUGGGAGUGGCUUUCGGCCGCCGGUGAAGGAGACACUCAACCAAAGAUUGUUCAUUUUUAUGGCGACCAAAAGCCAUGGUUUACAAGUCGUGAUUAUCAAUGGAGUGAUACGAGUCAGUGGUGGACAUUCGCAGACCAUAUCAUUACUAUUGACCACUCCGUCAGAGUAUUCUUUGAAAUAGACUUUUAAUUGAUUUACUAUUUGUUAUUAUAAUUAAUUCAUUUUUUUAAUUUAAU
This is a messenger RNA of Oppia nitens, 1200 nucleotides long. RefSeq names its product glycogenin-1-like. Gene Ontology annotation, cellular component: cytoplasm. Bases 188 to 1153 code for a protein of 321 amino acids. Lineage: Eukaryota; Metazoa; Arthropoda; Arachnida; Sarcoptiformes; Oppiidae. Gene Ontology annotation, molecular function: glycosyltransferase activity. The transcript has 2 exons. The record is from RefSeq and is a predicted model, not a curated record.